GGUCACCAAUCUUUGUAAACAAAAAUAAAUCUCCAUUGGACUUCUGCUAGUGCCUCCUAAUUCGUGUCACACAAUUUUCUUUUGAAAAUCAUGGCGUUCAACAUUCGUGCUUUAGCACGACCAUGUUUGGGUUUGAUUACCGACCUGUCUGCCUCAUCGAGAAUCCAAAUGCGAUCAAUGGAAUUUUCCAAGGAUCUUCCAUCCGUGCGACUGUUGUCGCCUUUGUCGUCGUCGGCUCGUUCAGGCGUACCUGGACUUGAUAGCUCAAACACUACCAUAGCAGCUGUUCUGUCAAAGUGGGAAAAUAAAUUUAAGGAUGAAGGUGUCGCAGAGCCAAAGGACUCCAUACGGAACAUUGUUCUUCAUGUCAUGGGUGGAAAGUCAUUUUCAGAACUGGAUAGACACUCUACUGUCGAAAUGACCUCAGAUGAACUACUUGAAACUGAUCGACUUUGUGAAUGCAGGCUUGCAAGAAUGCCAGUGCAAUACAUUAUUGGAGAGUGGGAAUUUCGUGGCAUCAGUUUAAAGAUGGUUCCACCAGUAUUCAUUCCAAGGCCUGAAACUGAAAUUUUGGUGGAUGUUGCAGUUGCUGCAUUACCACAUGGUAAAGAAUGUGAUAACUGCAGCAUUGCUGAGGGUUGCCAUGUCAAUGUUUUAGAAGUUGGUUCUGGUUGUGGUGCUAUUAGUCUAUCAUUGAUGAAAGAGCACCCCAAGGUUUAUUGCACUGCAGUUGACCAAAGUACUACAGCCUGCCGGCUGACAAUGGAAAAUGCUAUGUCUGCAGGGUUUGCUAGACGUAUUAAUGUAAUCCAUGCCAAACUUGCUGAGGAUGGAACUUUCAAUAAGGCACUUGGGCAUGAUAAAUUUGAUCUUAUAGUGAGUAAUCCACCGUACGUGCCAAGCCAGGAUAUGCUUUCUCUUGAACCAGAAAUCAAAUUGUAUGAAGAUUUGCGAGCUUUAGAUGGAGGUGUGGAUGGCCUCCGACUUGUUAAACCAUUGAUUAAAGUUGCCUCAAAGUUUCUGAGACACAAGGGUAGGCUGGUAAUGGAAGUUGACCCCUCUCAUCCAGAAGCAAUUCAAAAGUGGAUCAGUGAAGAGGCGCAAUCAAACUUGAGACUUAAGUAUGAGGCUACUCAUCAAGAUUAUUCUCACAAGCCACGGUUUGUGCAAUUGAUUAAAAUGAAAACUGCUUAAGAACCAUGGCCCAAAGAGAGGAAUAUCAAGUAUCAAACAUUUUACCACUUUUUUGACAGUUGCAAAAGUUAAAUUAAGGUCAAUUCUGCCCAAGCAGUUUUGGAACACAUUGUACAAUAUUUUAAGCAUUUUCUUUCCCCCGUUUUUUUGUCUAUUUGUUUUUUUGUCAUUUUUUUACAUUUUACAGUUGUUAUUGAAAGUCAGAAAAUCAAACCAGCAGGAUAUUCCAAAUAUUAUUGCAAAUUGAACGAAUUUAUCUAUGUGAUCUAAUAGACUGCCCUAGGCCAUAUGUAGUGAAUAGUAAGCAUUCAUAAAAUUCUCUAGUAGUUAAUUCCAGCAAAAAGCAGAAGGUCUUCUUUGUUUCUUUAUUUGCAUUAUUGCUUUACCAAAGCUGGUUUAUGUAUUCUAUGUGUAAUGUAAAAUUUUGUAAACCUUAGUUAUGUGUGUUAGGUGGUUGUAGUGUUAUUUUCCCCUGCUGGCUCAGGUUUGAAUUAAGGCAUAGAGUUGCAAUUACAUGGUAAUAGUUUUGUGAUAAACAGUAUUGAAGCAUAUCAUGUCACAAGUGAAUCAAUGGUUUGUUUUCCUCUAUGCUGAGUUUUUAAGUUGUUGGUAACCAAAGGGUAUGUUGAAAAGGUUUGUUAUGAAUCCAAAUUUGUGUGUGUGCAGGGAAAACUGAAAGCCAGUGUUCCUAAGAAGUAAAAGCAGAAAAUUUGCAUCACUGACGUUUACCACUCGUUUACCUAUGGUGUCAUGUAAUAUUCUGAGCAUACUAGUAUUAGUGCUUUCACUCAACUAUUUUAUUCAAGGUUCAUCAUCCCAAUGUAUUUGUAUGUUAAGCAAUUUUCACUGAAUUGCAAUAAGCAGCUUUUGCGAGGCUUUCCGUUGUGUGAUCCCUGUUUAUUUCUUGUGCUCUUUUGUGAUAUUACACAAAUUUUAAAAAAAGUAAUA
This is a messenger RNA of Frankliniella occidentalis (western flower thrips), 2142 nucleotides long. It is a transcript of the gene HemK1, whose product is annotated as MTRF1L release factor glutamine methyltransferase. Lineage: Eukaryota; Metazoa; Arthropoda; Insecta; Thysanoptera; Thripidae. The transcript is spliced from 5 exons. The record is from RefSeq and is a predicted model, not a curated record. Gene Ontology annotation, biological process: protein methylation. Gene Ontology annotation, molecular function: protein methyltransferase activity; nucleic acid binding. The coding region runs from base 91 to 1194 and encodes 367 amino acids. Gene Ontology annotation, cellular component: mitochondrion.